AAGAUACUUUAAAGUAAUGAGCUAUUAUUAAUAUGAUAAUUUAUUUACCCAUUUGUUUUAGAUGUCGAGAAUACCGAAACUACCAAUUAGUAACACAAAAGAGAAUCGACCUGGUUUAUUGAACAGACCAAUCUCAAGAACUAUUGCUAACAGCUUAAGUGAUGCAGAUAAAAAAAACUUGUUAUUGAAUCAUACAAGACCAUUGCGCAAUGGACCCACAACAUCAGCACCUGCUCCAAGGCUGAAAAGAGCAGCAACUGUACCUACUACAACAAUACCAGCUGCAAAAGUGACUAAGAUUGAAAAAAAAGUAACAGUUGCCCCCAAAAUACCUCCAUAUGACUAUAAAGCCAGAUUCAAUGACUUGUUAGAAAAACAUAAAGUUAUUAAAGGGGAGUUCAAUGAUUUGAAAGAUAAACAUGUUGAAGUAUCUGAUGAAUAUGAAAAAGUCAAGGAGACUGCUCAAUCAUCAGCAAAUGAAAGGGACAUUUUAAAAGAAAAAUUAUUAAAUACUCUUAAUGACUUAAGGGAAAAAACUGCAGAAUUUGAAAGAAUGAAAAUUGAUUAUGAAAUUCAAAAACAUGAGAAUGAAGACUUGCAUCGCAAGACAAAAUUACUUGAGGAAGUAACAAGUAGCCUUAAGAAAAAGACUGCAGAGUUAGAUCAGCUGCAGGCUGAUUUUAAUGACCUCACAAGACGACACACUAGUCUCAAAGAGGAGACAGAAGCGUUAAGAGUUCUGUCUGACCAUCUGAAAAAAGUAUCUAUUGAAUUUGAUAAAUUACAACUUGAUUACAAGGAAUCACAAGAGACAAUCACGAAAUAUAAAACUGAUGCUGAAGCCUUGCAGAAUAUUUUAGCAUCUAUGUACAAAGAGCAACGCGACUUGAGAAAUACGAUACAGGAUCUUAAAGGAAAUAUCAGGGUCUACUGUAGAGUAAGACCACCUCUAGAUAGUGAGGCUUCGAAACCAUUGUUUAAUUUAAAUGUCAUUGACGCCUGCUCUAUAGAAGUUGAAAAAAUUGAAUUAAACUUCAGUUCGGCUAGGAAAGGUAAAUCUCAACAUGCAUUUAGUUUUGAUGGCAUAUUCACACCUCAUGCAUCUCAGGAAGAUGUCUUUGCAGAGGUUUCACCUAUGGUUCAGUCAGCGUUAGACGGUUAUAACGUCUGUAUAUUUGCAUAUGGUCAGACAGGCUCUGGGAAAACUUAUACUAUGGAAGGUGGAUGUGGUACAGAACAGUAUGGUAUUAUUCCACGGGCAUUCAACAUGAUUUUCACUUGCAUGGAAGACCUUAAGAGAAUGGGCUGGGAGCUUACUAUCAAAGCUUCCUUCUUGGAAAUCUAUAAUGAAGUGAUUUAUGACUUGCUUAAUUCAAGUAAAGAUCAGGUUUCACAUGAAAUAAAAAUGGUUAAUUCAAAAGGAACUGACAUUUAUGUGUCUAAUUUAAAAGAAGAGGAAGUUAAGAGUUCACAUGAUUUUAUCAGGUUAAUGAUAUUCGCCCAACGUAACAGACAAACCGCUGCAACACUUAACAAUGAACGGAGUUCUCGUUCACAUUCUGUUGCACAAAUUAAGAUUUCUGCAAUAAAUGAAAAACGCAAAGAGAAGUUCACUAGUAACUUAAACUUGGUGGAUUUGGCUGGUUCAGAAAGUGGUAAAACCACACAGAGAAUGGAUGAGACAAAACACAUAAACAGGUCAUUGUCAGAACUGUCCAAAGUUAUAUUGUCUUUGCAGACAAAUCAAUCCCAUAUCCCUUACAGAAAUUCAAAGCUAACACAUCUUUUGAUGCCCAGCUUAGGAGGUAAUUCAAAAACACUUAUGUUGGUCAAUAUCAACCAAUUUGAUGAAUGUUUCGGUGAAACUCUUAACUCCUUAAGGUUUGCAACAAAAGUGAAUAGCUGUAGAACUAUUAAAGCUAAGAAAAAUUUAACUAUGGUUGAUACAUUAUAAAUUAAAUUUUGUAUAUGGUUUCUCAUGGGUUCUUUUUUUGGGUGGUGAUAGUGCUAUUGUUCUAAUUUUAUGAUAUAAAACUAUAAAUAUUCAUCUAUAAACCUGAAAUAUGUAUUUUGUAAAAGCUAGUUUUAAAUUAUUAUAUAUUUCAGGCCUGUAUCACAUUUGGAUAUUUUAUAAUUUUGAAUUAUGAAAUUUGAACAAUUAGUGCAGAUAGCAUAUCUCAGUCAAAAAGGAUCUGUGAUAUUCCAUUUUAAUAGUAAUUACUUGUUCAUAUGAACUGGAGUAAAGUUAGUUUGAUGUGGUUUUCUUGUUUUAAAUGUUACAUUGAGUAAGACAAAUGUGACUGUUCCGAAUUGUUUAUGACAAUGUAUAAAUAAAAAUUUAUAAACAGUUAAUACAUUACAUAGUAGUUAAUGUUAAAUAUAAGCAAUUUGAGCGGAACUUGAUCACAUGUACAGUAAGAUGCAACUGAUGUAUAUACGGUUGCACGUCAUGUUACCACUAUUUGUCAAAUUGCUACAGUUCAUUUUAAACUCUACUCAC
Messenger RNA from Diatraea saccharalis (sugarcane borer), 2500 nucleotides. The record is from the annotation of a GenBank genome assembly. Lineage: Eukaryota; Metazoa; Arthropoda; Insecta; Lepidoptera; Crambidae.